Molecule: messenger RNA, 1232 nt
Organism: Pollicipes pollicipes
Lineage: Eukaryota; Metazoa; Arthropoda; Thecostraca; Pollicipedomorpha; Pollicipedidae
Product: speedy protein 1-B
Exons: 6
Coding region: 345-1232 (295 amino acids)
Biological process (GO): positive regulation of cyclin-dependent protein serine/threonine kinase activity
Molecular function (GO): protein kinase binding
Source: RefSeq, a predicted model, not a curated record
CAAAUGAACGAAGAGUAAUUUUAGGCAACAACUGACGUAACUGAGAAUGUUUGUUAUUGGAGCAGAUUUGCAUAAUAAUAAACUGUAACAGCUAAGUUGAUAGGCGAAGGACAGCGUUGGAGGCGUACGCAUGAAGCAGAAUGGAAACAGAUGAAAACAGCUCUCACGCGUUGUCUCAGAACAUUUGCGCGAGGGUGUUGUGGGGUUGUUGUGUGCCAGCAUAAGCACGUGCCACAUUCAGCAUUUUCAGUGGCUGAACUCCUUACGCGCCAUUUAAGUGGGAGGCAUAAUACUAAUAUUUUAAGUGCUGCUUCAUCUAAGCAUCCAACCCGCUCUGAAGUGUAAUGUUUGUCUCGUUGCCUGGCGUUGAGCGCAAUGGUACAAGCGUUGUUGCUGCAGGCCACCACUUCAGAAAACUUGCACCUGUAACAUUUUCGCGAAGUCCUUUGACCUAUUGUGCCAUAAAGCCUGUGCAUUCAAAGCAAUGUAACCAGCUUUAUCACCGGGCGCGUAAAAAUAAAGCUUUUCAUAGAACGCAUCAGUGGAACUCAAGACACCACACAAAACUGUCCGUCUCCACCGCCGACAUCGAUGCGUUCUUUCGUCUCCUAGAUGACAGCGUGAUCCAGGCCUUUCUGGAUCGGGACCAGUGCAGAAAGUACGCCGACAAGUACCUGCUGGCAAUGGUUUUCACUUACUUCAUCCGGGCAAAUUACAGCUGGAAACAGUACAACCGAUACAACUUCUUCGUGGGACUAUACCUAGCGCACGACAUGGAGGAGGACGAGGAGGAGUUCAAGUUCGAGAUUCUUCCCUGGCUGUACGGUGACGGCUGGCGGCGGCGCUACCCGGUGCUGCUGCGCCACCGUGACCUGCUCUGGGGGCAGAUCGGCUAUCGGGCGGUGGUCAGCCGCAAGUGCUGCGACGAGGUGAUGUCGAUCCGGCCGCACCACCCGGUCUGGCUGCGCGUGCGACCGGAACACCACAGCGGCGCGCUGAGGGACUACACCACCGCCUACACCCGUCUCGGGCCGUACGGACCGCACCGGGCGCCCCCCAUCUGUCGCCUCUGCGCCGGCGCCGACGAGCUGGCCAGCGAUGACUCCGGCGUGGCCUACCCGCCCGACUCGCCGGCAGGCGAGAGCGGUGCCGACGAGGACGCCGCUUCGCCCGGGAUGGAGCUCUCCGACUCGCUGCUGACGCCUGCCUCUGGAGAGGCGUUCUGCAAGUAG